GUCCAGGUGAGGCCACGCCCCCACUUCAGGCGCUGGUGUUGAGUCAAUCAGACAAAUGGGAAAUCUGCAGCUGGGAGGGGAGAGCAGCCGCCGCGCUGGUUAACACAGACUGAAAGUGCUGCCGUGACACUCGGCCCUCCAGUGCUGCGGAGAGGCAGAGCAGCGCGCAGCACCUGUCCGCCGCAGCCGCCCAGAGCCGGGACGCGGGCGCCGAGCGGCCGUGGAUCAGCAGAGAACCGCCGAGGCGCGCGUCAGUCCCCAGCCCGCGAGGGGCCGCGGAGGAAAUGUGGACUGUGUAGAGAGAUGAGCCAUAUUUAUCUCCGAUGUUGGAUAUUUGCUUGGAAAAACGUGUGGGUACGACCUUGGCUGCCCCAAAGUGUAGCUCCAGCGCUGUGAGGUUUCACGGGUUGGCAGAGGGGACCGAGGGGACCAUGAAAAUGGACAUGGAAGACGUGGAUAUGACACUGUGGACAGAGGCUGAGUUUGAAGAGAAGUGUACAUACAUUGUGAAUGAUCACCCCUGGGAUUCUGGAGCUGACGGAGGGACUUCGGUUCAGGCAGAGGCAUCCUUACCCAGGAAUCUGAUUUUCAAAUAUGCCGCAAACAGCAAAGAGGUGAUUGGAGUUGUGAGUAAAGAAUACAUACCAAAGGGAACACGUUUUGGACCUCUAAUAGGUGAAAUCUACACAAAUGAUACAGUUCCCAAGAAUGCCAACAGGAAAUAUUUUUGGCGGAUCUAUUCCCGAGGGGAGCUUCACCACUUCAUCGAUGGCUUUAAUGAGGAGAAGAGCAACUGGAUGCGCUAUGUGAAUCCGGCGCACUCUGCCCGGGAGCAAAGCCUGGCUGCGUGUCAGAACGGGAUGAACAUCUACUUCUAUACCAUUAAGCCCAUUCCUGCCAACCAGGAGCUUCUUGUGUGGUAUUGUCGGGACUUUGCAGAGAGGCUUCACUACCCUUAUCCUGGAGAGCUGACAGUGAUGAAUCCCACACAAACACAGAGCCAUCCAAAGCAGCAGAGCACUGAGAAGAGUGACCUUUGCCCAAAGAAUGUCCCCAAGUACAGUGUGAAAGAAAUCCUAAAACUGGACUCCAACCCCUCCAAAGGAAAGGACUUCUACCGUUCGAACAUUUCACCCCUCACUUCAGAAAAGGACGCUGACAACUUCAGGAAAAACGGGAGCCCUGACAUGCCCUUCUACCCUCGGGUCGUGUACCCGAUCCGGGCCCCUCUACCGGAAGACUUGUUGAAAGCAUCCCUGGCCUAUGGGAUGGAGAGGCCCACGUACAUCACUCACUCUCCCCUCCCCUCCUCCACAACACCCAGUCCCUCGGCAAGAAGCAGCCCCGACCAAAGCCUCAAAAGCACCAGCCCUCACAGCAGCCCAGGGAACACCGUGUCACCUCUGGCUCCUGGCUCUCAAGAACAUCGAGACUCUUACCCCUACUUGAAUGCGCCCUAUGGCACCGAAGGUCUGGGUUCUUAUCCUGGAUACGCGCCUCCCCACCACCUCCCACCAGCCUUCAUCCCCUCCUACAAUGCUCACUACCCCAAGUUCCUCUUACCCCCCUACGGCAUGAAUUGUAACAGCCUGAGCACCGUGGGCAGCAUCAACGGCAUCAACAACUUCGGCCUCUUCCCCCGGUUGUACCCCGUCUACAGUAACUUCUUCGGUGGGGGCAACCUGCCUCACCCCACGCUCAACCCGGCCACUCUCCCGAGCUCACUGCCCUCGGAAGGAUCUCGCAGGUUGCUUCAGCCCGAACAUCCCCGAGAGGUGCUGGUCCCAGCACCCCACAGUGCCUUCUCCCUCACCAGGGCUGCUGCCAGCAUGAAGGACAAGGUGUGCAGCCCCACCAGCGGGUCUCCCACUGCGGGCACGGCUGCCACGGCAGAACACGUGGUGCAGCCCAAAGCUACCUCAGCAGUGACGGCAGCCCCCGGCAGUGACGAAGCCAUGAGUCUCAUAAAAAACAAGAGGAACAUGACUGGCUACAAGACACUUCCCUACCCCCUGAAGAAGCAGAAUGGCAAGAUUAAGUAUGAAUGCAACGUUUGCUCCAAGACUUUUGGCCAGCUCUCAAAUCUGAAGGUCCACCUCAGAGUGCACAGUGGAGAACGGCCUUUCAAAUGUCAGACUUGCAACAAAGGCUUUACUCAGCUCGCCCACCUGCAGAAACACUACCUGGUACACACGGGAGAAAAGCCACAUGAAUGCCAGGUUUGCCACAAGCGAUUCAGCAGCACCAGCAACCUCAAGACCCACCUGCGACUCCACUCCGGGGAGAAGCCUUACCAGUGCAAGGUGUGCCCUGCCAAGUUCACCCAGUUCGUGCACCUGAAACUCCACAAGCGCCUGCACACCCGGGAGCGGCCCCACAAGUGUGCCCAUUGCCACAAGAGCUACAUCCAUCUCUGCAGCCUCAAGGUCCACCUGAAGGGGAACUGUCCCGUGGCCCCCACCACAGGGCUGCCUCUGGAGGACCUGACCCGAAUCAACGAAGAAAUCGAGAAGUUUGACAUCAGUGACAAUGCCGACCGGCUCGAGGACAUGGAGGACAACAUGGAUGUGAUCUCUGCAGUCGAGAAAGAAAUUCUGGCCGUGGUCAGGAAGGAGAAAGAAGAAACUGGCCUGAAAGUGUCUUUGCAAAGAAACCUGGGGAACGGACUCCUCUCAGGGUGCAACCUGUACGAGUCGUCCGACCCGUCCCUCAUGAAGUUGCCUCUCAGCAACCCACUACCUCUGGGGCCUGUCAAGGUCAAGCAAGAAACAGUCGAACCCAUGGAUCCUUAAGAUUUUCAGAAAGCAACAAAUGUUUUGUUUUUGUUUCUUAACUUAAGACUUGGCGAGUCAGGGCGCCUGUAGCAAAUUACUUGUACAUAAACCCAGUUCCCCAGAGCUCUCCUGGCGUCAGGCGGCUUCCCUGUGGCUCUGGAAUUAACGAAGGAACUCCAAAGUUACUGAAAUCUCAGGGCAUAAAUGAGGCAAAGACAAUAUAUAUAUACAUAUUAUAUAUACUUAUUUACACCCUAUCUAUAUAUUUGAACCUGUGUUGUGAAUAUGUUUGCAUAGCCUUCCCAUUGCUAAGACUAUUGCCUAGCCAUAAUUAUUUUUUCAAUGAUAAUCCUUCAUAAUUUAUUAUACAUUUUAUCAUUCAAAAAGCAAUAAUUAAAUACGUUUACAAUGACUGGAAACAAUUCCUUAUAAUUUGAGUGUACAUGUUAUAUCUCUGUCUCAUGGCCAUGCUUGGUAGACAGUUCUGCACAUCUGCUUGAGUCCCUAAGAUUCAGUGAACAAAUACGUCACUUCAGUCAACCUCCUCCCUCUGUGAUCAUGGUUUGAAAAUGAGGUUUUGGUAUUGCCAAAGUUAUGCAGUAGAUGUGUUAAUUCAUAGGAUCAUGUUGUCUGAACAGCAUUUGUAUAACUUGGGGGUAUGUGUGCAGAAUUACCCAGUAAUAACAUCAAGAGAAUAACUAAGAAAGGGAAUCAUGUAUGUUUUUGUAGAUAGUUCAGUUUUGUUUCUCCCAGCCACAGAUUUACUAGAAAGGUCACAAGGCUUUGCCAACUGUCUCCCUUUCCAAAAAACCAGGGUCACCCCACCCCCAAAGUCAUGUUACCAUCCCAAGUGGCGAUGUGACUUUUGCAUCCCACCUUAUUAACUGAAAAUGUGAAGAAGACAAAUGCCAUGUUUAAAACCACUGCAAACCCUUCCGAAGGCACAGUGUGUGUGUGGGAUCUGGAGGCUUGUGUCUGGGUCAUAUUUUCAUUGUUGGAGUUUUAUUGUUAUGUCAAAAUUGCACAAACGUGGUGCUCUACCAGGAAGGAUUUGAGGUAGAAAGGCUCAGGCCACAUUUUAAAACCAAAAACCAAAAAUAAAAACGGGUAUUCUCGUCUUGGGGUAAAAGCGGGUAAUGAGCAUUCCUAUCCCCAACACAUCAAUUGUAUUCUUUCUGUAAAGCUCAGCGUGUCCUCAGUAUUUGUGUUUUUACAUUUUAUGGUUAAUUUAAUUGAAGAUGAAAGGGCAUUGCAAAGUCGUUCGACAACAAUUACCUCAUUGCGUGUGUCCAGUAGAGCAGGAGACGAUGCCUUAUCUCAUGGUUUGCUACUCUAGACGAACGGAGCGUGCUCCAGGAUGGCAGAACCGGAGCCGCCCUGUCUUCUACUCUGCUCAGCCCAAAGGUUACAUGUCGGCAUUCAAGGUGUAGCGAAGAAGGGUGUAUAUUUAUAAAUCUAUUUAUACCACUGUACCAUGUGUAUAUAUAAUAUAUUUAUAACCACUUAAAUUGUGAACUAAACCAUGUUAAAAAAAAAACCCUACUUUUCCUAAGGGUGAAAAAAAAGAAAGAAAACAAAACCCUUUCUGAAACUUCGUUUAACACUCGAAGACCUCACAAUCAUAUUGGUGAGCUUGGGCACCCCUAACUCUUGUAAGAGACCCCAAAACCUUGGUGCAAAGGUGGGGAUUGCAUAACAACCAGGGAGAAAGACACUGUUUUUCUCACUGUUGAGGAUGACCUAAGAUGGCUUUCCUUUUGUUUUGCCACGUGAUGAUUAUGAGGUUACACUGAGGUUGUGGAAAUGAAAAUUCAUUACUGCCCCUUUACCAUAUAAACUUCUCACCCUCCUUUCUAAGGGUGCUCUAUCACUAAGCAAUCUGGUUCAUACGUAUUGAACAUUUUGUUCAUGGCAACUAAUGUUAACCUGCAGAUGAGAAAAACAAAUUUCAGAUAAUCUAGGGAAACCUAAGAGCCUUAUUGAUCUGUUCCUAUAAGUAGCAAAACUGACAAUUUUUAUGUAUCAAUGUUUGACCAACACAGUCCUUAACUGUAGGUAAACCAAAGCAUCAUCACACUGACAGUGCCACCAAGUACUUUCUUCUGUCCCCAGUGCCCCUGUGUUCGCUCCCCCCCCCCCCCCGGCUUUCUCAUAUGUAGGACUCCCAACAAGGCCUGCGCAGCGGCUUGGGGCUUCCUGCUUCUCUGCUCCGUCUGGCUUUCCUUCCCAGGCCUCUCACAUGUGAAAUGUUGAGCCCACAAUCAACAGUGGUUUUAUUUGUUUUUCCUCAAAGUUAAAACUGACCAAAGUGAUGGGCUUUUUUCUUUGCUAGAAUGACAGACUAUCUUGUGUUUACAUACGGUUUACGUUGUUAUUUAUGUGCAAAUUGUCAAAAUGUAAAUUAAAUAUAAAUGUUCAUGCUUUA
Phyllostomus hastatus (greater spear-nosed bat) is the source of this 5199-nucleotide messenger RNA. RefSeq names its product PR/SET domain 1 (gene PRDM1). NCBI's taxonomy places the organism in Eukaryota, Metazoa, Chordata, Mammalia, Chiroptera, Phyllostomidae. Gene Ontology annotation, biological process: regulation of transcription by RNA polymerase II; cell fate commitment. The transcript has 7 exons. The record is from RefSeq and is a predicted model, not a curated record. Gene Ontology annotation, molecular function: DNA-binding transcription repressor activity, RNA polymerase II-specific; histone deacetylase binding; RNA polymerase II cis-regulatory region sequence-specific DNA binding. Gene Ontology annotation, cellular component: cytoplasm; nucleus. Bases 324 to 2792 code for a protein of 822 amino acids.